Molecule: messenger RNA, 1337 nt
Organism: Lactuca saligna
Lineage: Eukaryota; Viridiplantae; Streptophyta; Magnoliopsida; Asterales; Asteraceae
Source: the annotation of a GenBank genome assembly
AUGGGUAGUUACAGUGAUAACGAAGAUGAAUUUUUUGACGCCCGUGAGGCGUUUUCUUCAAUGUCUGACUCAGGCUCCAAUUGUUCCCCAGAAGACUAUUCUACCUCUGGAUUUGAUUAUGAUUAUUGGUUUGGGAAUCUGGAAAAGGGUUUAGAGAGACUAGAGCGUGCAAGGUUCUAUGGGAAAACUUAUGAUGAGGUUGCUGGAGCAGAAGAACUUGUUGUCAGAGUGGUCUCUUCUGUGGACAAGAAGUUGGAAGUCAAGCAACGAUUUCUUGAGAUCUUUCAAGAGGAAAAUUACCUUGUGGAGUUUGGGUAUAAGUCUAAGGUUAUAACAACCCAUGCUCAUGUAGAUACUCACAUCUGGCGAAAGAUGGUACAGGUUGUUGUGAAGGGGCAACUACAAGCUUAUUAUAAUUGGGCUAUUGCCAUAUGUGAUAGAGCCAAACUCCAUGGACGCACAAAGGAAGCUGAAGAAAUAUGGAAACAAGCAACAAAGAAUUGUGAAAUAGCCAUCAAACUAAAUUGGAACAAUCGACAGGCUCUUAACAACUGGGGACUUGCUUUACAGGAAUUAAGUGCAAUUGUUCCUGCCCUUGAAAAACAGACUAUAAUAAGAAGUGCAAUCACUAAGUAUGGAUUAGCAGAAGACACAUCAAGAACUGGAGUACCAGUUGUUAGGAAUGAGAUUCCUUUCAAUGAAUUAUACAGUCAAUAUGCUAUCUAUAUAGCAUGGGAUGGAGAAGGGGCAACAUGUGUGAUAGAGGUGGUAAUUUAUGGGAGGGAUCCAAAUUGGGGGCCGAUAGCCUGUGCUGUAGGGUCAACAGCUAGUAAUUACCGGAAAGAGGCUGGUAAUGCUCAUGGCACUGUCAAAUUCAAAUAUCCAUAGUUGAACAAUUCGGACGGAAGGGAACAGAGGAAGAAUAUGAGGACGAGGGGGACUAUGAACAAAAGUUGCAUUCAACUACAAAUAAAAACUCGGUAUAAUUUAGACUUUUGUGUGGUACAUGUUUUUUUUAACAUCAGUCAUGGAUAUGUUACCUAAAGUAAGACCUCUUAAUCCUAAAAUUUAUAUGUAUGAGACAAGUCUUGAGCAAUUAAGAGCUGAAAGUUGUAAUAAACUCAAAGUAAAAUCUUACUAUUAUGAAACUCUCUUGGUUAAACCUACCUUAUUGACCUGUAGUUGAUUACAAAUUAAUUUAAUUAUGUAGGUUUUGAAGUUUCUGAUGGAAAAGAAUAGUGUUAAUGCUCUUCAUAGAAAAGUAUGUUGGUAUUUUACGAAAUUUGGCUAAUAAUUUAGUUAAUUAUAAAAAAAACUGUUGAAAUGUUACAUUUUUC